Messenger RNA from Macrosiphum euphorbiae (potato aphid), 276 nucleotides. The record is from the annotation of a GenBank genome assembly. Lineage: Eukaryota; Metazoa; Arthropoda; Insecta; Hemiptera; Aphididae.
AUGACUCCUGAUUUAUUAGAAGGUGAAGUUAUGUUAUGGAUCCAUAAAUGGAAGAAAUGUACCCCAGACCAACGACCGAUUACAGCAUUAGAUGCCUUAACAAAAUGUGAUAAUGAAAUAUUUCCUACUAUAAGAUUGUAUUUGCAAAUAUUAGCAACACUCCCAGUCAGUGUUGCAUCGGCUGAGAGAAGUUUUUCGACUCUACGCAGAGUUAAAACUUGGCUUCGAUCAAGGAUGGACGAGCUUAUGCUUGCUAAACGUACAUCAAAAUAUUAA